This is a messenger RNA of Penicillium nucicola, 879 nucleotides long. RefSeq names its product putative bZIP transcription factor (MetR). Gene Ontology annotation, cellular component: nucleus. NCBI's taxonomy places the organism in Eukaryota, Fungi, Ascomycota, Eurotiomycetes, Eurotiales, Aspergillaceae. Gene Ontology annotation, biological process: regulation of transcription by RNA polymerase II. The record is from RefSeq and is a predicted model, not a curated record. The transcript has 2 exons. Bases 1 to 879 code for a protein of 292 amino acids. Gene Ontology annotation, molecular function: DNA-binding transcription activator activity, RNA polymerase II-specific; RNA polymerase II transcription regulatory region sequence-specific DNA binding.
AUGGCCAGCUACAAUGGGCGUCGCGCGCCCAACUUCUCGCAGUACAUCGAUGACCUGAACGCGAUUCCCUCGCCUUAUGACCAGGCCCUGCAGCAGCAACAGCGCCAGCAGAACUCGUUCACUCUCGACGAGGAGCUUGCUCUGUUCACCAACACUGAGUUCUUUGAUUUCGACAAGUUCACCGACUUUGGUCUUCCCAACGGCCUGCCCAACUUCGACUCGGUCGACGAUGCCAAGCCCCAGGAUGUGGUCCCCGACCAAGCGGCGCGAAAUGCGGAUAUGAAGUUCUUGGAUUUCUUGAAUGAAGGUCUGGGUAUGCCCGAGUACCAACCCGGGCUCAAUGGCCAGAAUGUGCAACCCAUGCACAAUGCGCCUUUCACGGGGGUUCCUUCGGUCCCUAACGCGCCUGCCAACCAAGCCCCCAUUCAGCCUGCGCCAAUCAGCCCUCCCAAGAAGGUCGUUCCGGCUCCACCAUCGAGUGUGAUGUCUCCUCCUACUCCGGCUACGCCUAAGCGUAAGAACUCGCAGAAGUCAACCCAAGAGAGUGCCGAGGAGGCAUCUCGCAACAUGGCCGAGGAGGACAAGCGCCGCCGCAACACCGCUGCUAGUGCCCGUUUCCGUGUGAAGAAGAAGCAGCGUGAGGCCGCUCUUGAGCAGACCGUCAAGGAAACUACCGACAAGAACGACAUCCUUGCAUCCCGUGUAUCCCAGCUCGAGCUGGAGAACCACUGGCUCCGUGGUCUGAUCAUGGAGAAGAACGGCACGGAUGAGCAGACUGAGCAGGAUAUCUCCGACAUGUUCAAGAAGUUCCUUGCGUCACAGAAGCCUGAUGCUUCAAGUACUUCCGACCUGAAGCACGGAGUGGGAACCUUUGCUUAA